CUCCAGAACUCACCAUCCAUGUUCCAUCCCACUUCGAAAAAGCACGGGUCACCCAGCGCUGCCAGCUCCCUCCCCAGCUUGAGAACUCAAGAAGAGCUUGAGCUUAUCCAAUUCCUUAUCCUACCCGUGUAAACCUAAAUUUUCCCAACCCAUCCCACCUCGACUUUUUUUCCCCUUCCCAUCGACAACCUCGCCUUUGUUUUUUUCUUCUCACCCCCAAAACCUUCCAACAAAAUGAUGUCCCUCCGUGCCAUCGCCCGCGCGGCCCCCAGAGUCCUCGCUCGCCCCUCCACCCUCAGACCCGCCGUCGUCAGAACCGCUGCCGCCACCGCUGCACGCCCCUCUUUCGCCAUCACACAAAAGGCUUCGGCCGCCUUUUCCACAUCCGCCUUGAGACGGGCGCCCGCCGGUGAGGUGGACGAGGAGCUCGCCGCCAAGCUGAGCUCGGAGCUCGAGUUUGAGACUUCUGUCAAGGAGGGCGAGACGCUGCCGGCGAGCAUCAAGGAUUUCUUGGAGAAUGGCCAGUUUGAGCUCAAGGACGUGCCCGGUCAGCAGGAUGUGUUUUUGACGAGGAACUUUGGGAAUGAAAAGAUCACGGUCUCCUUCUCCAUCGCCGACCUCUCCUCGUUCCAAGAGCAAAACUUUGAGGACGACGCCCUCGCCGAUGAAGAGUUUGAGGAAAUGAACAACUCCCGCGAGAACGGCAAGUCUGGUGCUGCUGAUUUGGCUGAGGAGGCGGAGGAGGAGGAUAUGGAGGGUGGUGCUGAUACUGAUGCCAUGCCCUGCCGGCUGAACAUUGUCGUUGAGAAGCCCGGCAAGGGCGCGCUCAAUGUUGAGGCGAUUGCUCAGGAUGGCACCGUUGUUGUUGAGAAUGUCUACUAUUACAAGGACGCCAAGCUUGCACACAGCAGCAGCCCUGAUGCGGUGCAUGCUGCGCAGGAUGCCUACCCUGGCCCUGCGUUUGGGAGCCUGGAUGAGGACCUUCAGAUCUUGCUGGAGAGGUAUCUGGAGGAGAGGGGCAUCACGCCUGCGCUGGCGCUGUUUGUGCCGGAUUACAUGGAUAUGAAGGAGCAGAAGGAGUAUUUGGCUUGGUUGGAGAAUGUGAGGGGAUUUGUUGAGGCUUGAAAGAUUUGAGAGUCUCGAGUUAAAUGAUGAGGUUAUGAUUGGAUUGGGGUGGGGCGGGGUCAUUUUGAGGUUUCUAGGAAGGGUGGAAAAGGAGGCCUGUGGAUGUGAUGACAUGUAAUUAUAUGAAAGUAAACUAACUCUACUUGA
Molecule: messenger RNA, 1272 nt
Organism: Podospora pseudocomata
Lineage: Eukaryota; Fungi; Ascomycota; Sordariomycetes; Sordariales; Podosporaceae
Gene: MAM33
Product: Mitochondrial acidic protein mam33
Exons: 2
Coding region: 235-1125 (296 amino acids)
Biological process (GO): cytosolic ribosome assembly
Cellular component (GO): mitochondrial matrix
Source: RefSeq, a predicted model, not a curated record